GAGGGAGGCACGGUCAAAAUAGGGGUUGUGGCACUACAUGGCUGCUGCAGAGUUCGCCGGCCAGUGGGCCACGGCCAGAGAGCCGCAGAGGCGGGCGACCCGGCAAUAGGCCGGAGCCUGGGGCCUGCGGAGCGAGCGCUGAGCUGGCGGGGCGUGGCGUGGCGGGGCGUGGGCGGCGGCCCCUCCUCCCAGCGCAGGAUUACUUUCUAAUGUUUAUGUAAGACAGAAGAAGAGGAUGGCAUUCCGUAAAGUAAACAUCAUCAUCUGGGUCCUGGCUGUUGUUCUCUUCUUACUGGUUUUGCACCAUAAUUUCCUCAGCUUGAGCAGUUUGUUAAGAAAUGAAGUGUCAGAUUCAGGAAUUGUGGGGCUUCAGCCCAUAGACUUUGUCGCAAAUAUUCAUCAGCAUCCAGUAAAUGAGAGACAAGAGGAGAUUCCCGUGGUUAUUGCUGCCUCUGAAGACAGGCUGGGUGGGACCAUUGCAGCCAUAAAUAGCAUUCAUCAAAACACUCGUUCCAAUGUGAUUUUUUACAUUGUUGCGUUCAACAGUACAGCAGACCAUCUCCGGUCCUGGCUUAACAGUGGUUCCCUGAAAAGCAUCAGGUACAAAAUUGUAAAUUUUGACACUAAACUUUUGGAAGGCAAAGUAAAGGAGGAUCCUGACCAGGGGGAGUCCAUGAAACCAUUAACCUUUGCAAGGUUCUACUUGCCAAUUCUGGUUCCCAGUGCAAAGAAAGCCAUAUACAUGGAUGAUGAUGUAAUUGUACAAGGUGAUAUUCUUGCCUUGUACAAUACACCACUGAAGCCAGGACAUGCUGCUGCAUUUUCAGAGGAUUGUGACUCAGCCUCUACCAAAGUUAUCAUCCGUGGAGCAGGGAACCAGUACAAUUACAUUGGCUAUCUUGACUAUAAAAAGGAAAGAAUUCGUAAGCUUUCCAUGAAAGCCAGCACCUGCUCCUUUAAUCCUGGAGUUUUUGUUGCAAACUUGACUGAAUGGAAAAGACAAAAUGUAACUAACCAGCUGGAAAAAUGGAUGAAACUCAAUGUAGAAGAGGGAUUGUACAGCAGAACACUGGCUGGCAGCAUCACCACACCUCCUCUGCUUAUUGUAUUUUAUCAGCAGCAUUCCACCAUUGACCCUAUGUGGAAUGUCCGCCAUCUUGGUUCCAGUGCUGGAAAACGGUAUUCACCCCAGUUUGUAAAGGCUGCCAAGUUACUUCACUGGAAUGGUCACUUCAAGCCUUGGGGAAGAACUGCUUCAUAUGCCGAUGUUUGGGAAAAAUGGUAUAUUCCAGAUCCAACAGGAAAAUUCAGUUUAAUCCGAAGACAUAUAGAUACCUCAAACAUAAAGUGAACUACAAUUUAAGCUAAAUAUUUCACUCAGGAAACCCUGGAAGACACUAUGUGUGAAAAACAGUUGUAGGACUUGAGUCUCUUGGUACCACCCUGAAAAUGGUUCAGCUGGGUAGAGAUCACAGAUCUCCAGAUGACUACCAAUGUCUUCAUCUGCCUUACCAAAUGUUUGCUUACUAUACUGCUGACUGACCUGAAGGACAGAGACUGAAAACGCCAGCAUAAUUGCAUCUAGUUGCUAUAGAUUGCCUGUGGCCUGGUUUGUAAAUAAAAUCUACAUUUUCUAAUAGACCCUUUGCUUCCCUGUAUUUUAAGGAAUGUAAAGAUUGCUGUUCUUCCAGAGUUCAAUUUCCUCCACAUCAGGUUACCACUGUAUCAUUCUAAUUCCAGGGGACCCAAUGCUUUCUUAAUCCCCCCCACCCCCAAGAUUUUCUGUUUAACAGCCCCAGCUGUCCUAGAUGGAACUCUCAAAGAUCCUCCUGAAUGUUGGGCACCACCACACCUGGCCAUAAAUAAAAAAACAUAUGAAUGUAAA
Molecule: messenger RNA, 1885 nt
Organism: Arvicanthis niloticus (Nile rat)
Lineage: Eukaryota; Metazoa; Chordata; Mammalia; Rodentia; Muridae
Gene: Glt8d1
Product: glycosyltransferase 8 domain containing 1
Cellular component (GO): Golgi apparatus
Molecular function (GO): glycosyltransferase activity
Source: RefSeq, a predicted model, not a curated record